AUGGGCUAUGGGCGCACUUCUCAGGUCACGGACGUUGACGAGCCGAAGGCCAGGAUCGCCGGUGCGUCAACGUUCGCUCAGGCCUCCUCCAUAGCCUCCCAGAGAUAUCAGCACGACUUACCGCAGACUCUCUCCUUGCAUGGCAUCUCUACUUCUACCUCAUCUCUCAAUUCUGAUACCUGCCGGCCCGGUCGCGGCUCCCCGGGCACGCGUCUCCCACCUGGCCCAAUCGGUACCGCAUUCUUUCAAAUUACUUAUCCUUACUGA
Messenger RNA from Spirometra erinaceieuropaei, 267 nucleotides. Lineage: Eukaryota; Metazoa; Platyhelminthes; Cestoda; Diphyllobothriidea; Diphyllobothriidae. The record is from the annotation of a GenBank genome assembly.